AUGGAAGAAGAGAAAUGUGCGACGUGUCGAGAUUUGGAGAAAUUAUCGAAUCUCUCGAUUUGUGAGACAAAUUUGCUAAGGGAAAAUCCGACAAAUAAGGCAUUUUAUACCAAAAAUCAGAUAUCGAAAGCGACAAUUUGUGAGAAUUGUCAGAAAGAUCAUCCAUGGAAUUGCACUCACACAAAAGCUCUCAAAUUCAAACAUACGAACACAAAAAACCGAAUCGAGACCAUCAAAAUGUUGCCGAAAAAAUUGACCGAUUUGAUGGUUAAAAUUGAAGAAGGGAUACGACAAUUUGCACAAACCCUCGAGAUGGAAAUUCAAUCAGCCGAACAAAUCACGGAUCCGAUCGAAAUGAAUCAAAAGUGCAACCUACUCGAGAAUAAGAUCGAGGAGUUCACACAGCGAUUUGAACAAUUCGAGCAAUUCCCCGAAUUCUUCAACCGUUUAACGCCUAGCAUUCAAAAGCCUAAAGAUGAAAUGACAGAAAUGGUCGAAAAAGUGGCAUUGUCGAGUUUGGAGGAGAAUUUGAACCACGAGAAAUACCGAGAUUCCACCUGGGAUUUGGGAACUCAUUUGACAAAAGAUUCAUCGAGACAUCCACAGAUCAAACCUCCACCCGGGUAUUUGCCGUCAUAUCGCUUACAAGAUAUUUGCCAUCAAUCAACAUCCGAUCACUCAAGUGUUACCGGAUCGGAUUUGCCGAGUUUUAGAGAAGAUCAAUGGUCGAAAGUGGGUAAUAAUCGGGAAAAACUCGUCUCUCCACACACAUCAGGAUCCGAAACACCAACAAAUCAAACCCAUCCAUCAUUCAGCCCAGAUGAGAUACAAUAUACAGCGGCACCGCCAAUCAACUACGACUACAUAAAUGCGGCGUAUCAAUUGGAGAAUGCUAUCAGAAAAAGAUGGCACAUUAAGAUCUGGGGACUGAACUCCAAUGGAGAUGAGAUCACUUUUCGAAUCGAAAACAAAAGUGAAACGCCGAUGUUGAUCAAAUUCGAACAAUGGACACCUGGGAUGAUCAUUCGAUUUAAGGGAAGCAAUGAUUAUCAAGAGAAGAAAGAAUAUCGACGAGCCUUCGAAUUGCCGGCUCAUAAAUCGGAAGUGGUCAAGAUCAUGAUAACGGAUCGAGUUCGCAAGUCGCUUGAUGAGUACAACAAGGCUCCAUUUGUUCGUUUUCAUGGAAUCGGUCAACUCAUGGGAACCAGAUACAAUUUCGUUGUUCGGACAAUCAAUUGUAAUUUAGAGAAAGAUCAAUGGAAACCCGUUGAAAUA
Messenger RNA from Mesorhabditis belari, 1275 nucleotides. The record is from the annotation of a GenBank genome assembly. Lineage: Eukaryota; Metazoa; Nematoda; Chromadorea; Rhabditida; Rhabditidae.